Messenger RNA from Adelges cooleyi (spruce gall adelgid), 2645 nucleotides. RefSeq names its product soluble guanylate cyclase 89Da-like. Gene Ontology annotation, biological process: cGMP biosynthetic process; nitric oxide-cGMP-mediated signaling; response to oxygen levels. The record is from RefSeq and is a predicted model, not a curated record. The transcript has 11 exons. NCBI's taxonomy places the organism in Eukaryota, Metazoa, Arthropoda, Insecta, Hemiptera, Adelgidae. Gene Ontology annotation, molecular function: heme binding; oxygen sensor activity; guanylate cyclase activity. The coding region runs from base 99 to 2027 and encodes 642 amino acids. Gene Ontology annotation, cellular component: guanylate cyclase complex, soluble.
GCGCGCUUCACACGGUCCUAAAGUUUUUUUUUGCUUGUACUUAUUUUUUUUAAAGCUUAAACAAAAUAUAUACAGCUGAUACGAAUAAAUCGGAAAUCAUGUACGGCAUGCUGCUGGAGAGCGUACAGCAUUUCAUUCAGCUGGAGUAUGGGGAAAACGCGUGGCGCCAAAUCGUCAAGCUGACCAAGUGCAAGUGGACCGUUUUCAAUACACAUCACAUAUAUCCGGAUUCCCUGAUGCCCAAUCUGGCGGAAGCCGCGGCCGUCGUCCUCACCGACCCCGAGGAACCGGAAGACCAGGAACCGACCGCCGACAGCUUUAUGCGUUACUUUGGCCGGUGCUUUGUGCGGUUUUUCAGCAACUUGGGAUACGACGCGCCAAUCAGGGCGACCGGUCGGUACUUCUGCGAGUUCCUGAAAAACGUGGACAACCUUCAUUUGCAAAUGAGAUUCGCCUAUCCGAAAAUGAAGAGCCCCUCCAUGUACAUGUCGCACGUGGACCGACAAGGGUGCGUGCUCGUGUACCGGAGCACCAGACAAGGGUUCACGCAAUAUUUCAUGGGCCAAUUGGACGAGAUCGCCAAAGACGUGUACCACACCAAACUCAAGAUCCGCGUACUUCAGGAAGAGCAUACGAGCGCUCCGGCGAUGCCAGCCGGUUCGCAAAACAUUCUGGUCAAGUUCCGUUUGGACUUUGACAAUAGCCAUUUCGUCGACCAAAACGCGGCCGUGCAAACCAUCGAGAGGCUUCAGCUGCCGCCAAUACCCAUCGCGGUGCUGCUUCGGCUGUUCCCGUUCGGGGUGAUCAUCGACCGGGACAUUCGCAUCAUGGAUGCCGGCGAAAAACUGUUAAGCGUAUGGGGCGUCACGCUGGAAGAAGUUCGCGGUCAUCCGAUUGUCGAACACUUGAUACUCCGACGACCCAGAGACAUACCGUUCACCUGGCCGAACCUUAUGUACUUGACUUCGGUGACGUUCGAACUGGAAGUCCUGCGGUGCACUCAUGUUCUGCUGUCCAAAAAUCAAAGUACACCUAAAGAUGAAAAAAAAUCUGUUAGCCCGUUGCCAGCGACGUUGGACAGAAGAGGUAGUUACGGUUCCAGGAGUAUCCUGCUCAAAGGACAAAUGAGACACUUUAAGGAAAUCGACGUGGUGGUGUUCUUGUGCAGUCCGGUAGUGAACAAUCUUGACGAAUUGCAAGCCAUGGGCUUGUUUAUGAACGAUCUGAACUUGCACGGAUUAAGCAGAGAGCUGGUGUUGGCAGGUUGGCAACACUGUUCGCGGUUGGAGCUUAUGUUCGAACGGGCAGAACAGUGGUCGCAGGAUCUUGAAGACAACUACGACCAGCUGGACCGGUGGAAGAGAAAAGGCGAUUAUCUUUUGUACUCCAUGUUGCCCAAAAUCGUGGCCGAUCAAUUGCAAAACGGACACAGCACCAUGGAAACUUGCAAGACGUUCAACAUGGUGUCCGUGAUGUUUUGCGAAGUCGAAGGCUUAAACCCGCAAUCGACAAUCCAAGGCGUAAUGAGCGUGGUCGAAUGUAUGAACACGGUUUUCAGUUGCUUCGACGCACUGACGGAUCGUUUUCACGUUUAUAAGGUAGAAACUGUCAAUCAAGUAUACAUGGCUGUCAGUGGCGCCCCAGAGUAUACCGACGAACAUGCCCAAAACGUUAUCGAUUUAAGUUUGGAGUUUGCAGAGACCAUCAGCGAUUUGCAGUUUCCCGACAACAUAAGGAUAACUAUAAAAAUCGGUGUACACUCAGGACCUGUGGUCGCCGGCGUUUGCGGUAUGAAGUUGCCCCGCUACUGUCUGUUCGGCGACACGGUGAAUACCGCGUCCAGGAUGCAAACCACCAGUGAGCCCGGUAAAAUCCACAUAUCUUGCACCACUCAACAGCUGUUGCCGGAUGACUCGUACGCGUUAAUACCCAGAGGACCCGUGGCGGUGAAGGGAAAAGGAGAAAUGGAAACUUUUUGGGUUCACAAGAAAUCGGAUCCGUCGCAAAUGAAACGGCGUAGCGUUUGAAUUACAAAGUCGAUUCCGGCAGUUGGCUUGGGAUUUAUUUUUUAUACCUACCCACGUCCAAUUACCAUUUCAAACAGUCUGCUAACCGAAGCUGAUGUCGAGCUCUUUAAACUCUAAACACUAAUAAAUAUACAUUAGACAGUAGACCCGUUGGAAAUUUAUGUGCACGAACAACGAAUAAAAUCAACAUUACCUUUAGAAAAGCAAUUUUAAAACUCUCGCAGCAGGCACUACUCGGAAUUGUGCUUGCCAAUAUUGUAGUUCGUAUAUAUUAUGUUCGACCCAAGUCCAACCGUAAGUACAAUUAGGGAAUUGUCAUUAGGAAAGGUAAAAAUUGUUAAUUAUUGUAUUGUUUGACAAAUUGAUGUGAACUUUGGCAAUUACUUUGUAUUUUUUUUUUUUUUUACCGAAAACAUAAAUAACUUGUAGCUAUAUUUUGGGACCAUUUGUGUUGAUGUUAAAUAAAGCACCCUGUAUAUUAUAUUGACUAAUAUUUAUUUGGGAAUUUUCAGUCUGCAACAUCAGUCGGCGAAAAAAGAAAAACAAUGCCGUCAAAAGCAGCGUUUCUCGUUCAUUUGACGAGGCUUACAUGUAAUAACAAAAUGGGCCACCAUUAAC